CUACCUGUGAGAGGGAUGAGUUUCGAUGUUCUGAUGGACAAUGUAUUAAAAGUACCCUUAGAUGUAAUAGACAACGUGAUUGUCGGGAUGGAUCGGAUGAGCUGUCUUGUGAUGCUGUUGGAAAGUGUGCAGCUGAUGAAUUUCCUUGCGAUACAGGGGAAUGCCUUAAAUUUUUCCAAAGAUGUGAUAUGAUUGUUGAUUGCCCUAAUGGAGAAGAUGAAAGCUUGUGCCAGGAAAUGCAUUGUUCUCCUGAUGAGUUUCGCUGUAAUGAUAAGACAUGCAUUGAAAGUUAUCAACGUUGUGAUGGAGAAUAUGAUUGUCCAGACUUUUCUGAUGAGCAGAACUGCAGCAGGAAUAUUGUUUGCCCAGAUCAACACUUCCGUUGUGAUGAUGGAAGUUGCAUUGAAAUAAUACGUAGGUGUGAUGGACGACAAGAUUGUCCAGAUGGCUCAGGUGCAGAUGAAAGAGGAUGUCCUUGCCUUCCUUCUGAGUGGCAGUGUGAUCUUGGACAGUGUCUAGAUAGGAGUAAAUUAUGUGAUGGCAAAGUCGAUUGUCCUAAAGACAAUUCAGAUGAAAGAGAUUGUGCAAUAGCAGCAUGUCCAGCUGAUAGAUUCCGCUGUGGUGAUGGUACAUGUAUUCCAUCCAGUGCUAAAUGCAAUGGCCGCCAAGAAUGCAGAGAUGGCUCUGAUGAAUGGAAUUGCCCCUGCCCAGCUGAUAAAUUUAUGUGUGAAAAUCAUUUCUGUAUUGACAUGAGGAGAAGAUGUGAUGGCUAUAAUGAUUGUCAAGAUUCAUCUGAUGAAAAAGAUUGUCGUGAAGAGUGCGAAGCUGAUGAAUUCAAGUGUUUGGAUGGUAAAACUUGUAUUCCAUCAUCUGCACACUGUGAUAGGAAGUAUGACUGCCCAGAUGGUUCCGAUGAGAUAGAUUGCCGUAGGCCUACAAAUCAGUGUCGUUUUGAUCAGUAUCGAUGUAGUGAUGGUAUGUGCUUGAACAUCGCACAGCGUUGCGAUGGUAAUAAAGAUUGUACUGGAGGUGAAGAUGAGGCUGGUUGUGGAAUUUGUGCUGAUGAUCAGUUUCGCUGCAAUGAUGGAUCUUGUAUCAACAUCAAGCUUCGCUGCAAUAGAGAAUUUGAAUGUAGAGAUGGAUCUGAUGAAGUCAACUGUGAAAUCAAACCAGUGUGCCGUAUUACUGAUUUCACGUGCCGUGAUGGAACCUGUGUAAACCAAACUAUAAAAUGUGAUGGCAUUGUACAUUGUCAAGAUGGAGAUGAUGAAAGCAUAUGCAGUCGAUGUGGUGUUGGAGAAUAUGUAUGCAACAAUGGUCAGUGUAUAGAAUCAAGACAACGAUGUGAUGGUCGAAGUCAUUGUCCAAACGGUGAAGAUGAAGCUGAUUGUCCAGUGGAUUGUGAGAAGGGCCAAUUCCGUUGUAAAAAUGGACAAUGUGUGGAUGAACGCAGAAGAUGUGAUGGAAGGCCGGACUGUGCCGAUAGCUCUGAUGAACUGGAUUGUGGUAUCUGUAAACCUGGAGAUAUAGUAUGCAGGGAUGGUAGUUGUGUGGAUGUCAGCAAGCGCUGUGAUGGAAGAAAUGAUUGUUUAGAAGGAAUUGAUGAAGCAAACUGUGAAUGUCAGGCAAAUGAGUUUCGAUGUGGUGAUGGCUCGUGUAUCAGCGACAGAAGACGAUGUGAUGGAUAUCCAGAUUGUCGUGAUAGAUCUGAUGAAGUAAAUUGUGAACAAUGUGCAGCAAACAUGUUUAAAUGCUCUGAUGGAAUUUGUAUCGAUGAGAGGAGACACUGUGAUGGAAGACGGGAUUGUUUUGAUUAUUCUGAUGAAGAAAAUUGUGAGCCAGAAUCGUGUGACGAAGAUGAAUUCCGUUGCACAAAUGGACAGUGCAUUGAUAUUGAAUUAAAAUGUGAUAGAAAGUAUGACUGCCGGGAUGGUUCAGAUGAGUUUUCUUGUGAGCCUAAGGCUUGUGAGGCAGAUGAGUUCAGAUGUAAUGAUGGCCAGUGCAUUGCCAGUAAUCUGAGGUGUGAUCGAAAGUAUGAUUGCAGGGAUGGCACUGAUGAGUUUACAUGUGAACCGAAAGCUUGUCAACCAGAUGAAUUCAGAUGCCAGGAUGGCCAGUGCAUUGAAAGUAAUCUGCGGUGCAAUAGACAAUAUGAUUGUAGAGAUGGCAGUGAUGAACGAGAUUGUGAACCAAAAGCUUGUCAAUCAGAUGAAUUCAGAUGUCAGGAUGGCCAGUGCAUUGAAAGUAAUCUGCGGUGUAAUAGGCAGUAUGACUGCAGAGAUGGCAGUGAUGAACAGGAUUGUGUUAGUCCAUCUUGUCAACCAAACCAGUUUCCUUGUUCUGAUGGCCAGUGUAUAGACAGUAGUUUAAAAUGCAAUAGAAAUUAUGAUUGUCGAGAUGGUUCUGAUGAAUUGAAUUGUGUUAGUGAAGCGUGUAGUGAAAAUCAGUUUCGUUGUACUAAUGGCCAGUGUAUUGAUACAAGUUUAAGAUGUGAUAGAAAAUAUGAUUGCAUUGAUGGCUCAGAUGAAACAACUUGUAAUGCUCGUUGUCAGCCAUCUGAAUUUCAGUGUGGUGAUGGAACAUGUGUAGAUGCUGUAGUUCGUUGUGAUGGUAGAAAUGAUUGCCCAGAUCGUUCUGAUGAGAGAGACUGUGGUUGUACCCCAACUCAGUUUCAGUGCAAUAAUGGUGAAUGUGUCGACAGCAGGUCUCAUUGUGAUGGAAUUCCUGACUGCAACGAUGGAUCUGAUGAAAGAGAUUGCCAAGAAUGUGAUGCUGAUGAAUUUAGGUGUGGUGAUGGAAAGUGCAUUGAAGACACAUUUCGUUGUGAUGGAUUAUAUGAUUGUGCUGAUUAUUCAGAUGAACAAGACUGUGAGACUCGUCUCUGUCGGCCCUCUCAGUUUCGUUGUGUAACAGGUUUAUGCAUCGACAGGGCAAAGUACUGUGAUGGUCUUCCAGACUGUCCUGACAGAUCUGAUGAACUGGAUUGCUGGGCUUGUCAACCAGGUCAGUAUGUUUGUGCUAAUGGACAGUGUAUUGAACGAUCCCAGAGGUGUGAUGGUACAUUUGAUUGCAGUGACUAUUCAGAUGAAUCUGAUUGUGCUCCUGAGGGUGGCAUUAAUAUCAAGGUAUACCCAGAAAGACAAAGUAUCAGGCAAGGACGUGAAGUGGUUUUCCGAUGCCGAGAUGAAGGCAUGCGCAGGUCUCCUGUGAAAUGGAUUCGAGCUGACAACCGUCCUAUGCCUCCAGGAAGCACAGAUAGAGGAGGUCGUCUCACAAUGCCAAAUAUUCAGCCAGAACACAGUGGUGUUUACAUAUGUGCAUCAUCUACUGCAUCACCCAGUACAUCUACUGCACAGAAAGCAGCAUUCCUGACUGUUCAACCAUAUACUCCUCCAACUUCUCGUCCAACUCGUCCUUCAGGAGCUUGCGCCAGAGAGGAAGCAACUUGUCAAAAUGGUGAAUGUAUUCCUUGGGAAUAUGCUUGUGAUGGAGAUUUUGACUGUACUGACCAAUCUGAUGAGUUGAAUUGUGAUUAUCAGUUUCAGUGUCAACCUAAUGAAUUCCAAUGUGAGAACAAGAAAUGUGUGUUAAAAGUUUGGCGUUGUGAUGGAGAUAAUGAUUGCUUUGACAAUAGUGAUGAAAAAUCUUGCACUCCUAAUCCAGCUGGAUCACCAUGUCGUUAUGAUGAAUAUCGUUGUUUAUCUGGAGAUCAAUGUAUUCCCAAAGCAUUUCAAUGUGAUGGUGAAUUUGAUUGUCAAGACAAAUCUGAUGAAAUUGGCUGUGCUGCACCAACUAUAACACAGCCACCACCUGAAACAUUAACUGUUGAAGAAGAUGAAACUGUUACAAUUAUUUGCACUGCUGUUGGCAACCCAACACCUAUAAUCAGUUGGCGACUUAAUUGGGGAAACAUACCACCUGGACCACGUGUUUCUGUAACUAGCGAAAAUGGACGUGGUACUGUAACCAUACGUAAUGCCAGGCAAACUGAUCAAGGAGCAUGGAGUUGUGAGGCCAUAAAUAGUAAAGACAGUGUAUUGGCUAUCCCAGAUACUGUAUUAGUGGUAAAACCAAAAGCUGGAGUAUGUCGACCUCCUCUGUUUAAUGAAAAAGCUACAGUCUCUUCUGAUUGUUUGAGAUGUUUCUGCUUUGGUGUAACAGAAGCUUGUUAUAGUAGUAGUCUGCAUCUUAUCAGUAUACCACUCCAAACUGAAAUAUCAAUUGUUGCAUUACAAAAAGAUGCAAGAGGUAACUAUGAAGAUGUUGGCCAACGAUAUCCUCCAAAUCAGAAUGCGAUUCAAUAUAAUUCUGCCAAUCGAGAAUACAAAGUGGAAGGUCAUGUUCGUAAUGAUGCACCUCUUGAUGUAUAUUACUAUUGGAGCUUACCUCCUGAAUUCCUGGGAAAUCAGCUCAACAGUUAUGGAGGAUAUAUUCGUUACAUAUUCAGAUAUUCAGCACCAUUCCUUCCAAAGCCUCCCAGGAUAGCAGACUUUAUUAUAAGAGGAAAUGGAAUCACGCUAUACCAUGUUCUGAAGCAACCUUAUGGACCUCAACGUGAUAACAAUGUUGAAGUUCGCUUCUGGGAAGGAGAAUGGCACAAAAGUGAAGCUCAAGGGCGAGCUGAUGUUCCUGUUGUAGAUAUUACAACACGACAAGAUAUUAUGAUGGUGUUACAAAACAUUGAAGCAUUUUAUGUUCGAGCUAGUUAUGAUGAUGAAAUGAUUCAUUCCAGCAUUCUUAAUUUCCAUAUGGAUUCUGCAUCAUUAGCUGACCCUACAGCUCCUCAAGCUGUGUAUGUUGAAAAAUGUUCUUGCCCUCAAGGUUAUACAGGAAAUUCUUGUGAGGAGUGUUCAGAAGGCUACUCUAGAAGAACAACUGGCAGUGGUCUUGGAGACUGUGUGCCAUCUAGAGUACCAUGUAACUGCCAUGGCCAUUCCAGCUUGUGUGAUCCAUCUACUGGAGAAUGUUUGAACUGCCGUCAUAACUCAGAAGGAAGGCAGUGUGAACGAUGCAAAAGAGGUUAUUAUGGCAAUGCUAGGCAAGGAACUCCUGGUGACUGUCAACCAUGUCCUUGUCCUCUUAUAACCACACCUAAUCAGUUUUCACCUACAUGUAUCCUAGACAAGGAUGACCAAGUAACAUGUGAUGCAUGUCCUAUUGGAUAUGAGGGAAGGCGCUGUGAGAGGUGUGGACCAGGUUAUGAUGGCAAUCCUAAUAUACCUGGUGGAAGUUGUAGAGUUCGUGGUGGUCUGCAGUGUGACCCAGUGGGAAGUUUAACUCCCGAUCCUAGUCGAACAACUGGACUUUGUCAAUGUAAGCCAUAUGUCACUGGAGCUCGUUGUGAUCAGUGUAAACCUCGCACAUUCCAUCUGAAUCCAGAAUCUCCUCUAGGAUGUAUUGAUUGCUUUUGCAUGGGCAUAACUGAAACGUGCUCCAGCAGCAGCUGGUAUCGUGAUGAAAUUGUUUUGAGCUUUACAAGCAGUUCACAGGAUGUAGUGUUAACCAACAGUUUGAGAAGCUCUGUUAUAACUGAAAAUUUGCAAGUAGAUGCUAGAAACAGAGAGCUUGUUUUCAGAAACUUUGCCUCUUAUCCAGCUCAAACAUAUUACUGGAAAAUGCCAUCAUCAUUUUUGGGGGAUAAGGUCACAGCUUAUGGAGGAAGAUUGAAUUAUACUGUGAUGUAUGUACCAGGAAGUCGUGCUGAUCCAAAUUUAGAUCCAGAUGUCCAAAUUAUGGGAAAUGGUAUUGUGUUAAUGUACAGAUAUCCAGAUUUAAUCCGUCCUUCUUCACUGAUCUCUAUUUCAGUCCCAAUGUAUGAGACUUCAUGGCUUCGAUCUGAUGGCCAGCCAGCAACCAGAGAGCAUCUUCUUAUGACACUAGCAGAUUUGGAUGCAAUCUUAAUUAAGGCAACAUAUACUGGAGGUACUUCUUCUGCCAGCUUAGCUGAUGUGUCUCUGACAAUUGCUGUGGAUCGACCUAUGGAUAUGGGUAGAGCAUUUGCAGUGGAACAGUGUCGUUGUCCUAUUGGGUAUAGUGGUUUAUCUUGUGAAGAUUGUGAUGCGGGUUAUACUAGAUCUGGAGCUGGUCUGUAUCUUGGAUUAUGUGAACCGUGCUUUUGCAAUCAUCAUUCAAGUGAUUGUAUUCCAGAAACAGGAAUAUGCAGGAACUGUCAGCAUAAUACUGGAGGAGACUUCUGUGAAGAAUGUUUGCCAGGCUAUGUUGGAAAUGCAGCUGAGGGGACUCCAAAUGAUUGCAAACCAGCAAUAGGCUUACAAAAGUGCGACUGUGAUUCUCGGGGAAGUCUUGGAACAACAUGUGACUCUAAAAAUAACUGUCCUUGCAAGUCAAAUGUUCAAGGAAGUAGUUGCAAUCAAUGUAAAGAAGGUUUUUUCAAUCUGGAAACACGAAAUCCAGAAGGAUGUGCUCCAUGUUUCUGUUUUGGAGUUACUCGACAAUGCAGUAGUAGUUCUUACUAUAGGAAUCAGAUUGCUAUGAGAUUAGAGGACCUUAUUGAUCCAUACAGCCACAAUUUCCAACUAACUUCCAGAUUCAGAACUCGAACUAUAACAGAAGGCAUUAUUGUUAAUCCCAGUCAGAAUGAAGUAAGUUUCACCUCAUUUCCUCGAGAACCUGAACAAACAGAAACAUUAUUUUGGUCUUUACCAGCUCAAUUUCUAGGCAACAAGCUAGCUUCAUAUGGAGGGAAACUUCAUUAUACUCAACAAUACUUAGCCGGUGAUGGGGGAGAUCUGUAUGCUGAUGCGGAUGUUGAAAUGACUGGAAAUGGAAUAUCAGUAUUUUAUGUGAACAUUCCCACUUUGAACCCACAGGAAGUACGAACAUUUGAAAUAGAAUUGAGAGAAACAAACUGGCAGCGAGUAGAUUCAAGAGGACCAACUUCUGCUACUCGUGAAGAUUUCUUGAAAGUUUUGGCAAAUGUUGAAGCUUUGCUGAUUCGUGCAUCUUUUCACAACCGGAUGCAACAGACCUUGCUUCGGGAUGUAAUAAUAGACACUGCUGUUCCACAAAGUACUGGCCAAAGACUAGCACCUGAAGUUGAGCAAUGUAUUUGUCCACCAGGUUAUAUUGGCUUAUCAUGUGAAGAAUGUGCACCUGGAUACAUUCGUGAUUCAAGUGGAGCAGGGCUUGGACGAUGCACUCGUUGUAAUUGCAAUGGCCAUUCUGAAUCAUGUGAUGCUACUUCAGGACGUUGUGUACGCUGUCGGCAUAAUACUGUAGGUGAAAGCUGUGAACGAUGUGCAGAUGGUUACUAUGGAGAUGCAACUCGAGGUACUCCAGAGGACUGCAAGCCAUGUCCAUGUCCUUUAACAGUUUCUUCAAAUCAAUUUUCUCCAACUUGUUUCCUUGAUAAUGAUGGUCAACCCACUUGUAAUGCUUGUCCUGCAGGGUACAUUGGACGGAAUUGUGAAAAAUGUGCUGCUGGCUAUCGAGGAACACCAGUGCAGCCAAGUGGAAGGUGUGAACCUAUAGGGGGCUCUCUUCUGAAGAUAACAGUUGAACCCACAAAUGUGGUAAAGCAUGUUGGUGAGCAGGUGGUGAUACAUUGCCAAAUCCGCAGCGAUUUACCAUUUCGAGUUGUCUGGCUUCAUAACAACGACACAGUUCAUGCUUCAAAAUCAAGAGUUUUUGUCAACAGCACUGCCAAAGGGAGCACCUUAACAAUUUCUAAUGUUUCUAGGCAACAUCAGGGAUUGUACACUUGUCGGGCCAUUUCGAAAAACAGAAGUAUCCAGAAAGUGGCCAAGCUCACAGUUUUGGGUGUAAGCCCAACUAUCCGUGUAAGAGUUGAAGAACCAAGAACACAACGUGUUCCUGUGGGUGCUACUGUGACAUUUAGAUGUAUUGGUGUCAGUCAAAUUCAUGGUGUAACUUAUACAUUAGUUUGGACAAAAGAAGGAGCUGCAAUGCCCGCACAAGCUACUGAGGCUAGUGGUGUCUUAGCUAUACCUAAUGUUAGACCUGAAGAUACUGGAACUUAUAUUUGUACUGGGUCUGACCUUUCUAGUGUUGCACAGGACAGAGCAACCCUAUUAGUUGAAGGAACAGGUCAUCCUACUCCACCCAGAGUAACCAUCGAACCUCAUUACCAAGAAGUAAAAGUUGGUGAUCCUGUUGAAUUCCGGUGUAUUGCAGAAGGCUUCCCAGAACCUCAGCUUCGAUGGACUGGUGGCCGGAAUAACCAGAUCAACCCUCAGGCUACUUUUGCUGGCGGCUUUUUCCGCAUCCCAUCUGCACGAAAAAGUGAUGAGGCAGAAUAUUUCUGUUCUGCUACAAAUUCUGCUGGAUCUGAAUCAAUGCGAACUAUUCUCUUAGUUCGAGGAGGUUAGUUGUAGUUGAAUGAUACUAGCACAUGUGUUGUGAAACUUUCUCAAACUAACCUUUUAUAUUCUUCUUUUUCCGUGCAUUGCCCCUUUAACUUCUCUAUCCUUUUUUAAACCUUAUUAUAUUUACUAUUCUACUGGAAUUACUGUCCUGUUAUAUAAUCAGCUAUAUAGCAAAGUGGGAUUUAAUGUUCUUUUAAAAGCUAUUUUAUUUUAUACUUAAGCUAAUACUCACAGUUUAACAAUACACAUGCCUGAACAGGGCAUCAAAAUACUGAGUAGUAGCAGAAGUAAUUCUUAACACCCUUCUCAAUUUUAAAUAGUAUUAAACAUUAAAAUUGCAUUAUACGUCAAAUUCCAAAAGUCAAGCUUUUUGGCAUUGUUUAUAAAUUUUAUGAAGGAUGCAGCUUUAAUCAGAAUCUCCAAAAUAUUUUCUGAAGUUGGUACACUGCUAAAAAAAAAAAAAAAAAAAAAAAAAAAAAAAAAAAA
Molecule: messenger RNA, 8831 nt
Organism: Stegodyphus dumicola
Lineage: Eukaryota; Metazoa; Arthropoda; Arachnida; Araneae; Eresidae
Gene: trol
Product: terribly reduced optic lobes
Biological process (GO): receptor-mediated endocytosis
Cellular component (GO): apical plasma membrane; signaling receptor complex; plasma membrane
Molecular function (GO): protein binding; hormone binding; calcium ion binding
Source: RefSeq, a predicted model, not a curated record